GUCCUCUGCCGCUGAACUCCCACCGGCUGGGCUGCUCCCCUCGCUGCCCUGCUGUUCAUUCCUGUGCCCCGCCUGCCUGUCGGCCAGCCGUCUGCCUGGCCCUGGGGAGAGGAAGCUGCCUUCCCAGCUUGCCGCUGCCUCCCUUUUCUCCCUGGGCUCCGCCCGCAGCCCGCAGCUGAUCGCUGAUUCCCGGGUUCCCCAUUUGCCCGUCCUCACCAUGGUGGCUGGCAUGCUCAUGCCCCUGGACCAGCUCCGGGCCAUUUAUGAGCUGCUCUUCAGGGAAGGUGUGAUGGUGGCCAAGAAGGACCUGCGACCCCAGAGCCUGCACCCCCAUGUGCCUGGCGGGGUCACCAACCUGCAGGUCAUUCGGGCCAUGGGCUCCCUGAGGGCACGAGGCCUGGUGCGGGAGACUUUUGCGUGGCGCCACUUUUAUUGGUACCUCACCAACGAAGGCGUUGCUCACCUGCGCCAGUACCUGCACCUUCCCCCUGAGAUCGUGCCUGCGUCCCUGCAGCGCGUCCGCCGUCCCGUGGCCAUGGUGGCUCCUGCCCGUCGGGCACCUGCUCGGGUACAGACAGUGCAGGGACCCCUGAGCAGCCCUCCUAAGCGCCCUGACAGUGCCCGGGAAGAGCGGCAGGCCUAUCGCCGGAAGGAGGAUGAGGAGGUGCCUGAGCCACUGGUGGUGCCCACUUCCCGGGGGGCCCUGGCACGGAAUGCCCCGGAGCCCACCCCUGCCCCAGAUGAGCGGGACCGGGUGCAGAAGAAAACCUUCACCAAGUGGGUCAACAAGCAUCUCAUCAAGGCGCAGCGACACAUCAGUGACCUAUAUGAAGACCUCCGAGAUGGCCACAACCUCAUCUCCCUCCUGGAAGUGCUUUCAGGGGAUAGCCUGCCACGGGAGAAAGGGAGAAUGCGCUUCCAUAAGCUGCAGAAUGUCCAAAUUGCCCUGGACUACCUCAGACAUCGACAGGUGAAACUGGUGAACAUCAGGAAUGAUGAUAUUGCUGAUGGCAACCCCAAGCUCACCCUGGGUUUGAUAUGGACCAUCAUCUUACAUUUCCAGAUCUCAGACAUCCAGGUGAGCGGCCAGUCCGAAGAUAUGACUGCCAAGGAGAAGCUGCUGCUGUGGUCCCAGCGGAUGGUGGAAGGCUACCAGGGCCUGCACUGUGACAACUUCACUGCUAGCUGGCGGGAUGGGCGCCUCUUCAAUGCCAUCAUUCACCGGCACAAGCCCAUGCUCAUCGACAUGAACAAAGUCUACCAGCAGAGCAACCUGGAGAAUCUGGACCAGGCGUUCAAUGUGGCUGAGCGAGAGCUGGGGGUCACCCGGCUGCUGGACCCUGAGGAUGUGGACGUCCCUCAGCCAGAUGAAAAGUCCAUCAUCACCUACGUGUCGUCCCUGUAUGAUGCCAUGCCCCGGGUACCUGAUGUGCAAGAUGGUGUGAAGGCCAAUGAGCUGCAGCUUCGCUGGCAGGAGUACCGGGAGCUGGUCAUGUUGCUGCUACAGUGGAUCCGUCAGCAUAUCAUUGCCUUUGAGGAGCGCAAGUUUGCCACCAGCUACGAGGAGACAGAGAUCCUCUGGUGUCAGUUCCUCAAAUUUAAGGAGACCGAGCUUCCCGCCAAGGAGGCCGACAAGAACCGAUCCAAGAGCAUUUACCAGUCACUGGAGGGGGCUGUGCAGGCUGGGCAGCUGAAGGUACCACCAGGCUUUCACCCUCUGGAUGUAGAGAAGGAAUGGGGAAAGCUGCAUGUGGCCAUCCUGGAGCGGGAGAAGCAGCUGAGAACGGAGUUUGAAAGGCAGGAGUGUCUCCAGAGAAUUGUGAGCAAACUACAGAUGGAAUCCGGCCUGUGCGAGGAGCAGCUGAAUCAGGCUGAUGCCCUGCUGCAAUUGGACAUCCGGCUGCUAACCUCAGGCAAAGCCCCUCAGCAUGCUGGCGAAGUGGAGAGGGACCUGGACAAGGCCGAUAGCAUGAUCCGACUGCUCUUCAAUGAUGUGCAGACCCUCAAAGAUGGGCGGCACCCACAGGGCGAACAGAUGUACCGAAGGGUAUACCGCCUGCAUGAGCGGCUCGUGGCCAUCCGCACGGAAUACAACCUGCGGCUCAAGGCUGGUGUGCCCGUGACUCAGGUGAGCCCAGUGACCUCCCAGAGGCGGUCUGAGCUGGAGGAUGUCACUCUACGCUACCUGCAAGACCUGCUGGCCUGGGUGGAGGAGAACCAGCGGCGGCUGGAUGGGGCAGAGUGGGGUGUGGACCUCCCCAGUGUGGAGUCACAGCUGGGCAGCCACCGGGGGCUGCACCAGUCCAUCGAGGAAUUCCGGGCCAAGAUUGAGCGGGCACGGGCAGAUGAGAGCCAGCUCUCUCCAGCCACCAGAGGGGCCUACAGGGACUGCCUGGGCAAAUUGGACCUACAGUAUGCCAAGCUGCUGAACACCUCUAAGGCCCGGCUGCGGGGUCUGGAGAGCCUACAUGGCUUUGUGGCAGCGGCCACCAAAGAGCUGAUGUGGCUGAAUGAGAAGGAAGAAGAAGAAGUCAACUAUGACUGGAGUGAACGCAACAGUAACAUGGCGUCCAAGAAGGACAGCUAUUCGGGCUUGAUGCGGGAGCUAGAGCUGAAGGAAAAGAAAGUCAAGGAGAUCCAGAAUACGGCAGAGCGCCUCCUUCGGGAAGAUCACCCAGGGAAGGCCACUGUGGAGGCGUUCCAGGCUGCCCUGCAGACCCAGUGGAGUUGGAUGCUACAAUUGUGCUGCUGCCUUGAGGCACAUCUGAAGGAAAAUACAGCCUAUUUCCAGUUUUUCUCUGACGUUCGGGAGGCUGAGGAGCAGCUGCAGAAGCUUCAGGAGACAAUGAGAAGGAAGUAUACCUGUGACCGCUCCAUCACUGUCACUCGUCUGGAGGACCUGCUGCAAGAUGCCCAGGAUGAAAAGGAACAGCUCUCUGAGUACAAGGGGCAUCUUUUGGGCCUGGCCAAGAGGGCUAAGGCCAUAGUACAAUUAAAGCCCCGUAAUCCAUCCUACCCCAUUCGGGGCCGGCUACCUCUGCAAGCUGUGUGUGACUACAAGCAGAUGGAGAUGACCGUCCACAAAGGGGAUACCUGUCAGCUGGUGAGUCAUGCCCAGCCGUCCAAAUGGAAGGUGGUACAUAGCAGUGGCAGUGAAGCCGUCCUGCCCUCUGUCUGCUUCCUUGUGCCCCCACCCAAUAAAGAGGCCCAGGAUGCAGUCAGCAGGCUGGAGGGACUGCACCAGACCCUGGUGAACCUUUGGCACCAGCUACAUGUGGAUAUGAAGAGUCUUUUGGCUUGGCAGUGCCUAACCCGAGAAAUCCAGCUCAUUCGCUCUUGGUCCCUGGUAACGUUCCGCACACUGAAACCAGAGGAACAACGCCAGGCCUUACGCAACCUGGAUGUGCAUUACCAGGCCUUCCUUCGGGAUAGCCAGGAUGCUGGCGGCUUUGGACCUGAGGACCGACUGCAGGUAGAAAGGGACUAUAGCACCUGUACUCGCCAUUAUCAGCAGCUACUGCAAAACCUGGAGCAAGGAGAACAGGAAGAGUCUCUGUGCCAACGCUAUAUCUCUGAGCUGAAGGACAUCCGUCUCCAACUAGAGGCCUGUGAGGGCCGUAUUGUCCAUCGGCUCCGCAUGCCACUGGAGAAGGAGCCCUCCCGCGAGUGUGCUCAGCGUAUCACUGAGCAGCAGAAGGUACAGGCAGAAGUGGAGGGCCUGGGCCAGGGAGUGACCAAACUCUCUACUAAGGCAGAGAAGGUGCUUGCCCAGCCUGAGCCCUCACCUGGAGCCCCUGCCCUUCGCUCUGAACUGGACCUGACUCUAGUCAAGCUGGACCAGGUGCGCAGCCUGUCUGCCAUCUACCUGGAAAAGCUCAAGACCAUCAGUCUCGUGAUCCGUAGCACCCAGGGUGCAGAGGAGGUUCUGCGUACCUAUGAGGAGCAGCUCAAGGAUGUGCAGAACGUCCCUGCUGAUCUCUCGGAGCUGGAGGCCACCAAGGCAGAGUUGAAGGUAAUGGGUCUGAGCUGUUACGCAUCGCAGGUGGAAGCCCAGCAGCCUCUAUUUGCGGGGCUGAACGAGGAGCUGAGGGCGGCACAGGAGGUGGGCGAUCGGAUGCAGCAGAAGCACGGGGAGCGGGAUGCAGAGCUGGAGCGCUGGCGGGAGCGGGUCACGCAGCUGUUGGAGCGCUGGCAGGCUGUGCUGGCCCAGAUUGACUUGCGGCAGCGAGAACUGGAUCAGCUGGGCCGCCAGCUGCGCUACUACCGUGAGAGCGCGGAGCCCCUGAAUGCCUGGCUCCUAAGCGCCAAGCAACGGCAGGAGCAGAUUCAGGCUGUGCCCUUGGCUGAUAGCCAGGUGGUCCGUGAGCAGCUCCAGCAGGAAAAGAAACUCCUGGAAGAAAUUGAAAGACAUGGAGAGAAAGUCACUGAGUGUCAGAAGUAUGCCAAGCAAUACAUUAAUGCCAUCAAGGACUAUGAGCUGCAGCUGGUGACGUACAAGGCUCAAGUGGAACCUGUGGCCUCCCCUGCCAAGAAACCCAAGGUCCAGUCAGUGUCAGAUAGCAUCAUCCAGGAGUAUGUGGAUCUUCGUACCCGCUACAGUGAACUGACCACCCUCACAAGCCAGUACAUCAAGUUCAUCAGUGAGACCCUUCGGCGCCUGGAGGAGGAAGAGAGGGCGGCAGAGAAGCUGAAGGCGGAGGAGAGGCAGCGGCUGGCAGAGGUGGAGGCUCAGCUGGAGAAGCAGAGGCAGCUGGCCGAGGCCCACGCCCAGGCCAAGGCCCAGGCGGAGCGCGAGGCCCAGGAGCUUCAGCGGCGCAUGCAGGAGGAGGUGGCUCGGCGGGAGGUGGUCGCCGUGGAUGCCCAGCACCAAAAGCUCAACAUUCAGCAGGAGCUGCAGCAGCUACGGCAGAACUCGGACCUGGAGAUCAAGGCCAAGGCCCAGCAGGUCGAGGAAGCCGAGAGGAACCGUCUGCGGAUCGAGGAAGAGAUCCGCGUGAUUCGCCUGCAACUGGAGACGACGGAGCGUCAGAAGAGUGGCGCCGAGUCCGAGCUGCAGGCUCUGCGGGCCCGGGCCGAGGAGGCCGAGCUGCAGAAGAAGCAGGCCCAGGAGGAAGCCGAACGCCUGCGGCGGCAGGUGAAGGAGGAGAGCCAGAAGAAACGCCAGGCGGAGGAAGAACUGCGGCUGAAGAUCCAGGCUGAGCAGGAGGCUGCCAGAGAGAAGCAGAGGGCCCUGCAGGCCCUGGAGGAGCUGCGCCUGCAGGCCGAGGAGGCAGAGCGGCGCAUGAAACAGGCAGAGGCCGAGAAGGAACGGCAGGUGCAGGUGGCCCUGGAGACGGCCCAGCGGAGUGCAGAGGUAGAGCUCCAGAGCAAGCGGAUGUCCUUUGCUGAGAAGACGGCCCAGCUCGAGCUGAGCCUGAAGCAAGAGCACAUCACCGUCACCCACUUGCAGGAGGAGGCUGAGCGCCUGAAGAAGCAGCAGGCAGAGGCCGAGCGCUUCCGCGAGGAGGCUGAACGGGAGCUGGAAAAGUGGCGGGCAAAAGCCAACGACGCCCUGCGCAUGCGGCUCCAGGCAGAGGAGAUUGCCCACCAGAAGACUCUUGCGCAAGAGGAGGCGGAGAAACAGAAAGAAGAUGCGGAGCGGGAGGCCCGCAAGAGGAGUAAAGCGGAGGAGUCGGCCUUGCGGCAGAAGGAGCUGGCGGAGCAGGAGCUGGAGAAGCAGCGGAAGCUGGCAGAGGGCACAGCCCAGCAGAAGCUCUCGGCCGAGCAGGAGCUGAUCCGGCUGAAGGCAGAGACGGAGAACGGGGAGCAGCAGCGGCUGCUCCUGGAGGAGGAGCUCUUCCGCCUCAAGAAUGAGGUGAACGAGGCCAUUCAGAAGCGCAAAGAGGUAGAGGAGGAGCUGGCAAAGGUGCGAGCAGAAAUGGAGAUCCUCCUGGAGAGCAAGGCAAAGACAGAGGAGGAGUCACGCUCCACCAGUGAGAAGUCCAAGCAGCGACUGGAGGCUGAAGCCAGCAAGUUCCGGGAGCUGGCAGAGGAGGCUGCUCGGUUGCGGGCCCUGUCAGAAGAGGCCAAGCGGCAGCGGCAGCUGGCAGAGGAGGAUGUGGCCCGCCAGCGGGCGGAGGCCGAACGCAUCCUCAAGGAGAAACUGGCCGCCAUCAGUGAGGCCACGAGGCUCAAAACGGAGGCGGAGAUCGCGUUGAAGGAGAAGGAAGCGGAGAAUGAACGCCUCCGGCGGCUUGCAGAGGAUGAGGCCUAUCAGCGGCGCUUGCUGGAGGAGCAGGCGGCCCAGCACAAGGCUGACAUCGAGGAGAAGAUCGCCCUGCUGAAGAAGUCCUCGGAGACUGAGCUGGAGCGCCAGAAGGGCCUGGUGGACGAUACCCUGAAGCAGCGGCGCAUCAUCGAAGAGGAGAUCCGCAUCCUCAAGAUCAACUUUGAGAAGGCCUCCGCCGGCAAGACGGACCUGGAGCUGGAGCUGGGGCGCAUCAAGAGCAGCGCAGAGGAAAUCCAGAAGAGCAAGGAGCAGGCCGAGCGCGAGGCUGAGAAGCAGCGGCAGCUGGCGCUGGAGGAGGAGCAGCGGCGACGGGAGGCCGAGGACAAGGUCAAGAAGAUCCUCGCUGCAGAGCAGGAGGCCGCCCGGCAGAGGAAGGCGGCUCUGGAGGAGGUGGAGCGCCUUAAAGCCAAGGUUGAGGAAGCCAAACGCCAAAAAGAACUGGCGGAGAAAGAAUCGGAACGGCAGAUCCAGCUGGCUGAGGAGGCCGCCCAAAAGCGGCUGCAGGCCGAGGAGAAGGCCCACGUAUUUGCCGUGCAGCAGAAGGAGCAGGAGCUGCUGCAGACCCGUCGGCAGGAGCAGAGCAUGUUGGACAAGCUGAGGGAGGAGGCGGAGAAGGCCAAGCGAGCCGCCGAGGAAGCUGAGGAGGCCCGGCACCGGGCGGAGCACGAGGCCACCCUGUCACGUCAGCAGGUGGAAGAAGCUGAGCGCCUGAAGCAGCAGGCAGAGGAGCAAGCUCAGGCCCAGGCCCAGGCCCAGGCCUCGGCAGAGAAGCUGCGCAAGGAGGCAGAGCUGGAGGCCGCCAAGCGGGCCCAGGCGGAGCAGGCGGCGCUGCGGCAGAAACAGGCUGCCGAUGCAGAGAUGGAGAAACACAAGAAGUUUGCAGAGCAGACCUUGAGGCAGAAGGCUCAGGUGGAACAGGAGCUGACCAAGGUGAAGCUUCAGCUGGAGGAGACCGACCACCAGAAGGACAUCCUGGAUGAGGAGCUGCAGCGUCUGAAGGAGGAGGUGACUGACGCCAUGAAGCAGAAGACACAGGUGGAGGAGGAGCUCUUCAAAGUGAAGAUCCAGAUGGAGGAGCUGGUGAAGCUGAAGGCCCGCAUCGAGGAGGAGAACAAGAUGCUGAUUCUCAAGGACAAAGACAACACCCAGAAAUUCCUGGUAGAGGAGGCGGAGAAGAUGAAGCAGGUGGCCGAGGAGGCCGCCCGCCUGAGCGUGGAAGCCCAGGAAGCCGCACGGCUCCGCAAGCUGGCCGAAGAGGACCUGGCCCAGCAGCGGGCGCUGGCCGAGAAGAUGCUGAAGGAGAAGAUGCAGGCCGUGCAGGAGGCCACGAGGCUGAAGGCCGAGGCAGAGAUGCUGCAGAAGCAAAAGGACCUGGCCCAGGAGCAAGCCAAGAAGCUCCAGGAGGACAAGGAUCAGAUGGAGCAGCGCCUCGCGCAGGAGACCGAGGGCUUCCAGAAGACGCUGGAAGCUGAACGCCGCCGCCAGCUGGAGAUGAGCGCCGAGGCCGAGCGGCUGAAACUGCACGUGACCGAGAUGAGCCUGGCGCAGGCUAAGGCGGAAGAGGAUGCCCGGAAGUUCAAGAAGCAGGCUGAGGAGAUCGGCGAGAAGCUCCAUCGCACGGAGUUGGCCACGAGGGAGAAGAUGACGCUGGUGCACACCCUGGAGAUCCAGAGGCAGCAGAGUGACAAGGAUGCCGACAAGCUGAAAGAGGCCAUCGCAGAGCUGGAGAGGGAGAAGGAGAAGUUAAAGCGUGAGGCAGAGAUGCUCCAGCACAAGUCGGAAGAGAUGCAGAUGGCCCAGAAGGAGCAGCUGUUGCAUGAGACUCAGAUGCUGCAGCAGACCUUCCUCACUGAGAAGGACAGCCUGCUGCAGAGGGAACGGUUCAUCGAGGAGGAGAAAGCCAAGCUGGAGAAGCUGUUCCAGGAGGAGGUGAACAAGGCCCAGAACCUGAAGGCCGAGCAAGAACGCCAGCAGAAGCAGAUGGAGCAGGAGAAACAGCAGCUGAUCACCAGCAUGGACGAGGCCAAGAGGAGGCAGAAGGAGGCAGAGGACAACGUCCGGCGCAAGCAGGAGGAGCUGCAGCAGCUGGAGCAGCGGAGGCUGCAGCAGGAGAAGCUGCUGGCUGAUGAGAACCAGAAGCUGCGUGAGAAGCUGGAGAGGCUGGAGGAGGAGCACCGGGCGGCUCUGGCUCAGACCCGGGCCGUCAUGAUCCAGACGGAGGAGAGGGUAACCCAGGCCAAGGCCCUGCCCAAUGGGCGAGAUGCCCUCGAUGGCCUGGCCCAAAACGGGGAGCCCGAGUUUGCGUUCGACGGCCUCCGUCAGAAGGUCUCGGCCAAGAAGCUGGAGGAGGCUGGCAUCCUGAGCCGGGAGCAGCUGGACCGACUUGCGGAGGGCACGGCCACGGUGACGGAGCUGUCGCAGAGAGAAGACGUCAGGAGGUACCUUCAGGGCCGGAGCAGCAUUGCCGGGCUGCUGCUUAAGCCAACCAACGAGAAGGUCAGCAUCUACAAGGCCAUGAAGAGGCAGCUGCUGAGCCCAGGCACCGCCCUCAUCCUGCUCGAGGCCCAGGCCGCCUCCGGCUUCAUCAUCGACCCUGUCAGCAACAAGAGGCUGUCUGUCAACGAGGCAGUGAAGGAGAGCAUCGUCGGGCCGGAGCUGCACAACAAACUGCUGUCGGCAGAGAGGGCGGUGACUGGCUAUAAGGACCCCUACACUGGAGACAAGAUCUCCCUGUUCCAGGCCAUGAAGAAGGACCUCAUCAUCAAGGACCACGGCGUGAGGCUGCUGGAGGCCCAGAUCGCCACGGGAGGCAUCAUCGACCCCGUGCAGAGCCACCGCGUGCCUGUGGAGGUGGCCUACAGACGUGGCUACUUGGAUGAGGAGAUGACGAAGACUCUGUCUGACCCCUCGGACGACACCAAGGGCUUCUUUGACCCCAACACGCACGAGAACCUCACCUACCUGCAGCUGCUGGAGCGCUGCGUCACCGACCCGGAGACUGGCCUUUGCCUCCUGCCGCUCACGGACAGAGCAGCCAGAGGGGGAGAGCUGGUCUACACUGACAACGAGGCCAGAGAUGUUUUCAAGAAGGCAACCGUGUCCGCCCCCUUCGGCAGGUUCCGUGGGAAGACGGUCACCAUCUGGGAAAUCAUCAACUCGGAGUACUUCACGGAGGACCAGCGGCGAGACCUCCUCCGGCAAUACAGGACAGGCAAGAUCACCGUGGAGAAAAUCAUCAAGAUCAUCAUCACCGUCGUCGAAGAGCAUGAGAAGAAAAGCCAGCUGUGCUUUGAGGGCCUCCGCGCCCCUGUCCCAGCCGCCGAGCUGCUGGAGAGCAAAGUCAUCAACAAAGAUCUCUACCAUCAGCUGAGCCAGGGCAAGAAAACAGUGCAGGAGGUGGCCGAGGUGGAGACCGUGAAGAAGUACCUGCGUGGAGCUAAUGCCAUUGCCGGGGUGUGGGUGGAGGAGACCGGGCAAAAGCUGAGCCCCUACGAAGCCCUGAGAAAGAACCUGCUGAAGCCUGAGGUGGCCCUCUCCCUCUUGGAGGCCCAAGCUGGCACUGGGCACAUCAUUGACCCUCUUAAGAAUGCCAGGCUAUCAGUGGACGAGGCUGUGAAAUCUGGCCUGGUGGGCCCAGAGCUGCAUGAGAAGUUACUCUCUGCAGAGAAAGCUGUAACUGGGUAUAAGGACCCAUACACUGGGCAGAUUGUCUCUCUGUUCCAGGCACUGAAGAAGGGUCUCAUUCCUAGUGACCAUGGCCUACGUUUGCUAGAUGCUCAGCUCUCCACUGGUGGCAUCAUUGACCCUGGGAAGAGUCACCGUGUCCCCCUGGAUGUCGCCUAUGAGCGGGGUUAUUUAGAUGAAGAGAUGACCAAGGCCCUGUCAACUCCUAAAGAUAGUGCCAAGGCCUUCUAUGACCCCAACACUCAAGAACACCUCACUUACAGCCAGUUGCAGAAGAGGUGCCGAACAGACAAACAGACAGGCCUGUAUCUACUGCCUCUCUCAGAGAAAGCUAUUCGUGCUCAACAGGAAGAGAUCUACACUGACCUCCAAGCCAAGGAAUCAUUUGAAAAAGCUACAGUUGAAGUCCCAGUUGGCAGCUUCAAGGGAAGGACAAUCACCAUCUGGGAGCUGAUCAAUUCUGAGUACUUCACUGAGGAGCAGAGGAGGGAGCUUAUCCGUCAAUACAAGACGGGCAAAGUCACUGUUGAGAAAAUCAUCAAGAUCAUGGUAACCAUCAUUGAAGAGACAGAGACCAAGAGACAGGAGAAACUCACAUUCAGUGGCCUGCGGACACCGGUGGCAGCCAGUGAGCUCCUUGAGUCCAGGAUCAUCAGCAGAGCCCAGUUUGAACAACUGAAGGAUGGCAGGAAGUCUGUGAAAGAUAUCUCUGAGACAGACUCUGUGAAGAGGUUUCUCCAGGGGACCGACUGUAUUGCUGGCAUCUAUGUGGAGGAGACCAAAGAGAAAUUGACCAUCUACCAGGCAAUGAAAAGGAACCUGCUGAGGCCCAGCACAGCCAUCAUUCUCUUGGAGGCCCAGGCUGCUACUGGCUUCGUGAUUGACCCCAUAAAAAACCAGCGUCUGUAUGUUAAUGAAGCAGUGAAAGCUGGUGUGGUGGGGCCAGAGCUACAUGAGAAGCUGCUCUCUGCUGAGAAGGCUGUCACUGGUUAUAAAGACCCCUACUCAGGCAAUACCAUCUCCCUCUUUGAGGCCAUGAAGAAGGGUCUGAUUCUUAGGGACCAUGGCAUCCGCCUCCUGGAGGCCCAGAUUGCCACAGGUGGUAUCAUCGACCCCGUCAACAGUCACCGUGUCCCUGUGGAGGUGGCCUACAAGCGUGGCUACUUUGAUGAGGAGAUGAAUAGAAUCCUGUCUGACCCCUCAGAUGACACCAAGGGCUUCUUUGACCCCAAUACCCAAGAGAAUCUCACCUACUUGCAGCUGAAGCAGCGAUGUGUAGAAGACCCUGAGACUGGCCUCUACCUUCUGUCUCUGAAGAAGCCUGAAAAGCCAGAAGUGGUGGAGACGACGCAGGUGUACACAGAGGAAGAGACCCGCAAGGCAUUUGAAGAAACCCAGAUUGACAUCCCAGGUGGUAGCCAGGGAAGCACCUCCAUGUCUCUCUGGGAGGUAAUGCAGUCAGACAUGAUCCCUGAAGAGCAGCGCACGCGACUCAUGGAGGACUUCCGUGCUGGGAAGGUCACAAAGGAACGAAUGAUUAUCAUCAUCAUUGAGAUCAUUGAGAAGACUGAGAUCAUCCGUCAGCAGAACCUCAACUCCUAUGAUUAUGUCCGGCGCCGUAUCACUGCCGAGGAUCUUUAUGAGGCCCGCAUCAUUUCCCUGGAGACCUACAACCUCCUUCGAGAGGGAACCAAGACCAUCCGAGAGAUCUUGGAGGUGGAGACCACCUGGCGCUACCUGUAUGGGAGUGGCUGUGUGGCAGGCAUCUAUCUGCCUGCCUCUAAGCAGAAACUGACCAUCUAUCAGGCUUUGAAGAAAGGGCUCAUUAGCUCUGAGAUCGCCCGCACCUUGCUGGAGGCACAGGCGGCCACUGGCUUCAUGAUUGACCCAAUAAAGAAUGAGCGGCUCACUGUAGAUGAAGCUGUGAGGAAAGGGCUGGUGGGCCCAGAGAUUCACGACCGGCUUCUUUCAGCAGAGAGAGCAGUGACUGGCUAUCGGGACCCAUACACCGAGCAGACCAUUUCCCUUUUCCAGGCAAUGAAGAAGGAUUUGAUCUCUUCUGAGGAAGCUCUGAGGCUCUUGGAUGCUCAGCUAGCCACUGGUGGCAUCAUUGACCCCCGCCUGGGCUUCCACCUCCCACUGGAGAUUGCUUACCAGCGAGGUUACCUGAACAAAGACACAUACAACCAGUUGUCAGAGCCCAGUGAGAUCAGGAGCUAUGUGGACCCAUCUACGGAGGAGAAGCUCAACUACACACAACUGUUGAAACGGUGUCGCCGAGACGAGAACAGCGGUCAGUUACUCCUCCCCCUCUCAGACACCCGAAAACUGACAUUCCGGGGCCUGCGGAAACAGAUCACGGUGGAGGAGCUGGUCCGAUCCCAGGUCAUGGAUGAGGCGACCGCCCUCCAGCUGCAGGAGGGGCUGACUUCCGUCGAAGAAGUCUCCAAAAAUCUAAAGAAGUACUUGGAGGGUACCAGCUGCAUCGCCGGUGUCUUUGUAGACUCUACCAAGGAGCGGCUCUCAGUCUACCAGGCCAUGAAAAAAGGCAUCAUUCGUCCUGGCACUGCCUUUGAGCUCCUGGAAGCCCAGGCAGCCACAGGCUAUGUUAUUGAUCCCAUUAAAGGGCUUAAGCUCACAGUGGAAGAGGCUGUCCGCAUGGGCAUCGUGGGCCCUGAGUUCAAAGACAAAUUGAUCUCUGCCGAGCGGGCUGUGAUUGGGUACAAAGACCCCUAUUCUGGGAAACUCAUCUCCCUCUUUCAGGCCAUGAAGAAAGGUUUGAUACUGAAGGACCAUGGCAUCCGCCUGCUGGAGGCUCAGAUUGCAACAGGGGGCAUCAUUGACCCUGAGGAGAGCCACCGACUCCCUGUGGAAGUAGCUUAUAAGCGUGGCCUGUUUGAUGAGGAGAUGAACGAGAUCUUGACUGACCCCUCAGAUGACACCAAGGGCUUCUUUGAUCCCAACACAGAGGAAAAUCUCACUUACCUGCAGCUGAUGGAGCGGUGCAUCACUGACCCAGAGACAGGCCUCUGCCUAUUGCCACUGAAGGAGAAAAAACGGGAGAGAAAGACCUCUUCCAAGUCGUCCGUCCGUAAGCGGCGGGUGGUGAUUGUGGAUCCUGAGACAGGCAAGGAGAUGUCUGUGUAUGAGGCUUAUCGCAAGGGGCUCAUUGACCAUCAGACAUACCUCGAGCUGUCUGAACAAGAGUGUGAGUGGGAGGAGAUCACCAUCUCCUCCUCAGAUGGGGUGGUCAAGUCUAUGAUCAUUGACCGGCGCUCUGGCCGGCAAUAUGAUAUUGAUGAUGCCAUUUCGAAGAGCUUAAUUGACCAGUCAGCGCUCGACCAGUACCGUGCUGGCACGCUCUCCAUCACUGAAUUCGCUGACAUGCUGUCAGGUAACGUGAGUGGCUUCCGCUCGAGGUCAUCCUCUGUGGGCUCCUCUUCCUCUUAUCCUAUCAGCCCAGCUGUCUCCAGGACUCAGCUCACUUCCUGGACUGACCCUACUGAGGAGACGGGGCCAGUGGCUGGAAUUCUAGACACAGACACCCUGGAGAAGGUGUCUAUCACUGAGGCCAUGCACCGAAACCUAGUGGACAACAUCACCGGCCAGAGACUGUUGGAGGCCCAGGCCUGCACCGGGGGCAUCAUCGACCCCAACACUGGAGAGAAGUUCCCAGUCACUGAUGCUGUCAACAAGGGGCUAGUGGAUAAGAUCAUGGUGGACAGGAUCAACUUGGCCCAGAAGGCUUUCUAUGGUUUCGAGGACCCACGGACCAAGACGAAAAUGUCCGCAGCUCAAGCCCUGAAGAAGGGCUGGCUCUAUUAUGAGGCAGGGCAGCGCUUCCUGGAGGUGCAGUACCUGACAGGGGGACUGAUUGAGCCCGACACACCAACCCGGGUGCCCCUGGAGGAAGCCCUGCAGAAGGGAACCAUCGAUGCCCGAACCGCCCAGAAACUCCGUGAUGUCAACACCUACUCCAAGUACCUCACCUGCCCCAAGACCAAGCUAAAGAUCUCCUAUAAGGAUGCCAUGGAUCGGAGCAUGACGGAAGAGGGCACGGGGCUGAGGUUGCUGGAAGCCUCUUCCCAGUCCAGCAAAGGCUACUACAGCCCCUACAGCGUCAGCGGCUCCGGGUCCACCUCGGGCUCCCGGACGGGCUCCCGUACUGGAUCCCGCGCUGGCUCUCGGCGGGGGAGCUUUGACGCCACUGGCUCUGGUUUCUCCAUGACCUUCUCUUCCUCCUCCUACUCUUCAUCGGGCUAUGGCCGCCGGUAUACUUCAGGACCCCACGAAGCCUCUGAGGCCACCCAGCUCUCCUUGGAUCGGGGCGGCCUGAGUGGGAGCUGUGGGUGGGAAGUGGGAGAGGAAUGGGCAGCCCUGGGGGGGCCACAGCCCACUGUGGCAUAACCACCCUGACCUUGCCUGUUCCCCUCUGCUUCCCUCCCCUGCCCCUUCUUACUCUGCAUGCGGUCAAUCUGCCAGCUAAGUGCCCUGGGUUAAUUUUUUUUUUCUUGGUUUUUUUUUUUAAUUUUUAAAAAGACUCUUCUUCCAAAGCGGUGCCUAAAGUUUAACCAAAAAGACUAGACUAAUAUAUUAAUAUAUAUUUGCUGUUCUGACAUAGUUUGUAUAUUGAGGGGAGCAAAGUGGGCCCUGUCUCUCUGCCUGCCUUGCCACCCCCCUCUAGGACUCUCCUGACCAUCUAUGCUGGCAGCCACUUCACCAUAGCCUGAUGCCUUGGACUCGGUCCGAGCCAGCUCUCACCUUCCCCAAACGUUGGGCCUUUUGGCUCUUCCACUUCUUGCCUGCUGCCCCGGGUUCUGCCCCUUUUGCCCUUCUCGGGCUCCUCCGUUCUGCAGGAGGAGAACUGGGCCAAGCCACAACCUGUCCUUUUUUCACUGCCCUAAGCAACAUGUCCUCCGCCUAGCCUCAGGUCACGCGUGGUUCCAUCCCAAGGGCCCUGCCUGGAUUCCCAGCCUGUCCUCUGCAGCUGCUGCCUGGACUUUCCUCCCUGUCCCUGGGUCAGGUGAGGGGCAGCCCGCCUCUACCUGGGGCCCCUCAGCCCUUUCGCGAAGCCAAGGGCCUCACCACCAAGAUGCCGCCAGGAUGGGACAGGAGCCACGGUGCAUGUUGGACUUCCUCCUCUGCCUACUCUCUUGCCUGCCUCUCAGCCCGACUCCCCCAACCCUGCAGUGGGCUCCACCUGUUUGGCUUUCUGUCGGGGCUGGACUCGUGUGUGGGGAGGGAGGGAAAGGGAACGGCGAUGGCCAGCCACGGGGCCAGCCUUCUUGGUGUGUCUGGGAAGUGCCCUGCCUCAGGUGGGGUGGGGAGAAUCUUCUUGGGUCAGUGUUGGCCAGAUUGGGAGCUGGAUGCUGGCCCAGGGGGACAGACUGCUGACCUGCAGUUAUGGAUGGGAUAGAGGGAGAAGACCUCUCUGGCCACCCCUCAAGUCCACGGGAAGGACCAAGAAACCUUUUUCACCCCUUCAUUUCCUCUCCUCCUCCUCCUACCUGGAGGCUUGGAGAUAACCUAUUCUCCUUCUAUGUCAGCUGUCUCUCUCCAGCCUGCCCAGAGAAGCUCCUUCCCCAUGGGAAGACGAGAACUGGGGCUCCACCAUCAACCCACCAGGGCCAGGCCCAGGCUCCCGGGAGGCUCCUCUGCUGGGCCAUCCCACCCAGUGUGAUCCAGUGUUCACCUGGCCCCUCUUCCCUCCCGUGGAGCCUGCAGCCCUGUGACCCUGGGGGACACCCUGAGGAAUCAGACUCGGCCUUGUCCCUUGGUCCAAACCUUCCAGCUGCUGCCUGUGGCAGCAUCUCCAACUCUGCCCUCCCCCCCCCAAGCAAUGCCAGCCCCUCAAAGCA
Messenger RNA from Phascolarctos cinereus (koala), 15810 nucleotides. RefSeq names its product plectin (gene PLEC). Gene Ontology annotation, molecular function: structural constituent of cytoskeleton; ankyrin binding; structural constituent of muscle. The record is from RefSeq and is a predicted model, not a curated record. Gene Ontology annotation, cellular component: cytoplasm; sarcolemma; hemidesmosome. Gene Ontology annotation, biological process: hemidesmosome assembly; wound healing; intermediate filament cytoskeleton organization. Lineage: Eukaryota; Metazoa; Chordata; Mammalia; Diprotodontia; Phascolarctidae.